CGGACUCCAAACACGUACACAGCGAAGUCAGCAAUCCUGAGAGGAAGCAUUUGAACACUUCGAUAGGGUGGGGGCACACUGCAGAUUCACCAUCGCCAAUACCACAGCUUGAGACUUCGAUAGAGGAAAUGAUGUUGGAUGGUACUGAAGACGAGGACAAAUUCCUCGCUGCCGGAAUCGCUGGCCUUCAACAGAAUGCCUUCUAUAUGCACCGUGCACUGGAUUCGAACAAUCUCAGGGAUGCUUUGAAGUAUUCAGCUCAGAUGCUUUCUGAGCUUCGGACUUCCAAGCUUUCCCCUCACAAGUACUACGAACUCUACAUGCGGGCCUUUGAUCAAUUAAGGAGGCUUGAGAUCUUCUUCCAGGAAGAGACUCGUCGUGGAUGCUCCAUAAUUGAUCUUUAUGAACUUGUUCAGCAUGCUGGCAACAUUUUGCCUCGGUUGUAUCUCCUCUGUACCGUAGGAUCUGUUUACAUCAAAUCCAAGGAAGCUCCUGCUAAGGAUGUUCUUAAGGAUCUUGUGGAAAUGUGCCGUGGCAUCCAGAACCCUGUUCGUGGACUCUUCCUUAGAAGUUACCUUUCUCAAAUCAGUAGGGAUAAAUUGCCUGAUAUUGGUUCUGAGUAUGAAGGGGAUUCAGACACUGUAACAGAUGCUGUAGAGUUUGUGCUCCAAAAUUUCACUGAGAUGAACAAGCUUUGGGUGCGGAUGCAACACCAGGGCCCUGCCCGAGAUAAGGAGAAACGGGAGAAAGAAAGGAGUGAGCUGCGUGAUCUUGUGGGAAAGAAUCUACAUGUACUUGGUCAGAUAGAGGGUGUUGAUCUUGAAAUGUACAAAGAUGUUGUACUUCCCAGAGUACUAGAGCAGGUGGUAAAUUGCAAGGAUGAGAUAGCCCAGUUUUACUUGAUGGAUUGCAUAAUUCAAGUCUUCCCUGAUGAGUAUCACUUGCAAACUCUAGACGUGUUGUUGGGUGCUUGCCCUCAACUUCAGCCAUCUGUGGACGUCAAGACGGUACUCUCCCAAUUAAUGGAAAGGCUUUCAAACUAUGCUGCUUCAAGUGCGGAGGUGUUACCUGAGUUUUUGCAAGUAGAAGCAUUUUCAAAGUUCAGCAAUGCCAUUAGCAAGGUGAUAGAAGCUCAGCCUGACAUGCAUACUGUUGGAGUUGUAACCCUAUAUUCUUCUCUUCUGACCUUCACUCUUCAUGUCCACUCUGAUCGACUUGAUUAUGCAGAUCAAGUUUUGGGGGCAUGUGUGAGAAAACUCUCUGGCAAAGGGAAGAUUGGCGACAGCAGGACAACAAAGCAGAUUGUUGCUCUUUUAAGUGCCCCACUAGAAAAAUAUAAUGAUGUUGUGACUGCCUUAAAGCUUUCAAACUAUCCUCGUGUCAUGGAAUACCUUGAUAUUCCUACAAAUAAGGUCAUGGCCAGUGUUAUUAUUCAAAGCAUGAUGAAAAACAGGACAUGCAUUUCUACUUCAGAAAAGGUUGAAGCAUUGUUUGAACUGAUCAAGGGGCUUAUUAAGGAUUCUGAUGGAACUCCUACUGAUGAGUUGGAUGAAGACGAUUUCCAAGAGGAGCAGAACUCUGUUGCACGGUUAAUCCAGAUGCUUUAUAAUGAGGAUCCAGAAGAGAUGUUUAAGAUUAUAGAUACUGUGAGGAAGCACAUACUGACCGGAGGACCAAAACGUCUGCCUUUUACUGUUCCUCCUCUUGUCUUCUCUUCUCUAAAGUUGGUCAGACAGUUGCAAGGUCAAGAUGAAAAUCCUUUUGGAGAUGCAGCAACAUCACCAAAGAAAAUCUUUCAGCUUUUGAAUCAGACAAUUGAAACUCUGUCAGCUGUUCCUGCACCAGAAUUGGCUCUACGAUUGUACUUGUUAUGUGCUGAGGCUGCAAAUGACUCUGAUCUAGAGCCCGUUGCAUAUGAAUUUUUCACCCAAGCUUAUAUUUUGUAUGAAGAAGAAAUUUCUGAUUCCAGAUCGCAGGUUACUGCUAUGCAUUUAAUAAUAGGAACCCUUCAAAGGAUGCAUGUCUUUGGUGUUGAGAAUAGGGAUACGCUAACGCACAAGGCCACUGGGUAUUCAGCAAAGCUCUUGAAGAAGCCAGAUCAAUGCAGAGCUGUUUAUGCAUGCUCACAUCUGUUUUGGGUUGAUGAUCAUGAUGACUUGAAAGAUGGAGAGAGAGUUCUGUUAUGCCUCAAGCGAGCUUUAAGAAUUGCAAAUGCUGCCCAACAAAUGGCAAAUGCAGCACGAGGUAGCACUGGAUCAGUUGUGCUUUUCAUUGAGAUAUUGAACAAGUACCUAUACUUCUUUGAGAAGGGUAACCCACAAGUCAACGUUGCUGCUAUCCAAGGCCUAAUUGAGUUAAUCAUGACUGAAAUGCAAAGUGACACCGCAACCCCUGAUCCAGCUGCAGAUGCUUUCCUUGCGAGCACACUGCGAUAUAUUCAGUUUCAGAAACAAAAAGGUGGUACGGUUGGAGAGAAGUAUGAGCCCAUCAAGGUUUGACUUUGGUUUGGACAUGAAGCCAUUUUUGGGCCUCGUUCUUUUUACUACGAGUUUCUAGUGUUUCCUUUUCUGAAUUUCAACCAAGAGGCUUGAGACUUGAGAGUUUGUCUUCCGAUCAGGUUCGACAACCCAUUCAUUUAGUCAGUAACCAGGAAAAAAAAUAAUAAUAAAAUAUAUAUUAUAUAUAUAACCUUGGUUUCACUAUGUAUCUUUUGUUUUCGCCAACUUAUUUUACCAAUGAAGAGAAUUUAUUCGUUGUAGUACUGUUGCUCGAUUUAGAAAAUUAUGCACAAUAGUCAACAAAGGGUGGAUUUAUGGUUA
Prosopis cineraria is the source of this 2819-nucleotide messenger RNA. Its product is annotated as vacuolar protein sorting-associated protein 35A-like. Gene Ontology annotation, biological process: intracellular protein transport; retrograde transport, endosome to Golgi. The record is from RefSeq and is a predicted model, not a curated record. The coding region runs from base 129 to 2498 and encodes 789 amino acids. Lineage: Eukaryota; Viridiplantae; Streptophyta; Magnoliopsida; Fabales; Fabaceae. Gene Ontology annotation, cellular component: retromer, cargo-selective complex; late endosome; retromer complex. The transcript has 21 exons.